Molecule: messenger RNA, 1366 nt
Organism: Ruditapes philippinarum (Manila clam)
Lineage: Eukaryota; Metazoa; Mollusca; Bivalvia; Venerida; Veneridae
Product: sodium/potassium-transporting ATPase subunit beta-1-interacting protein-like
Exons: 6
Coding region: 109-1185 (358 amino acids)
Biological process (GO): regulation of sodium ion transport
Source: RefSeq, a predicted model, not a curated record
AAAAAGAAUUGCUUUAGAACUAUUUUACGAGAUUUAAUUUAUCCUGUAGAUGUUGUUAGGUCACAAAAUGUCAAAAUGGGAUGAUCGAGAAAGAACUUAAGAAAUACUAUGACAUAUACACAUAUUUAUUCUCUAAUUGAGAAGCUGUCCAAGAAGAUGACAUGUGAAUCAGCAAAAUGUUACUCUACGGCAAUUUAUACCACGAUUAUGGUGGUUUUAUCCCUACAAUUGCUUGGUACAAUUGAGAAGCAAGUGUUUGACUUCCUGGGAUAUAUGUGGGCACCCAUCAUUGGUAACUUCUUCCAGAUUAUUUGUACAAUUCUGGGAAUUUUCGGAACAUAUCAGUACAGACCAAAAUUUAUAGCUGUUUAUUCCACCUGGAGUUUAAUAUGGCUUGGUUGGAACAUAUUUGUUAUUUGCCUUUAUUUGGAAGUAGGGGUGCUAAACCGGGAUCGGCAGAUGUAUAUUUUGAGUAUUGGUACAAAGAGUAAAAGUUGGUGGUUAGAGCACGGUAUAGGAUGUAAGAUCAGCAAUGAUUCAUGGGUAGAGGAUGACUCGUCUAACGCAGGACGUAAAAUACCCCCAGAAGAGUUUGUCGAAGGGUGCAUACUUGCAUACUACUAUGUGGAAGUUAUACAUGCAGGCGUGCAGUGUUUGUUGGCGUUGACUGGUUUUGUGUUCACACUUAUGGCUAUAUACAUCUACAGCGAGGAGCAGGAACCUUGUAAGUAUCCAGCUAGAACUUACGUUAGUCCUAAAGACUAUCCUUCUACCCACUAUGCCUCACUCGAGGCUGUCCAACACGCCAGGAACAGCUGGGGUCAGCCUACAUUUGUUACAUACGCAGAUUCCAUGGAGUGGUCUAAAGGAGAGGAAGUGGAAAAAUGUUCCAGUUAUGACCAGUCUGGUGCCUCUGGCAACCAGACUGGGUAUGGAUAUAGAAUUAGUGAUAACCAGUCUGUGAUAGAUAUUGGGGACCAGUCCAUGUCAGGGGGAGUGAACUCCUAUAGUGUUUCAAAGGGAGGUAAUCCUUACAAUGAGUACAUGACUGGUUCCACUAGAAUGAGGAAUUGUGAAAAUGGGACAGUAGAUCAGUCUAUUUACAGUUCAAGGGCAUAUAACUCUGGCGGUCUUUGGGCACAUAACCCACAUGGCGAUGGUUGUGAGAAUAUAUCAGCUGUGUGAAUGACAAUAUCAUGUUGCACUUUAAUCACUCCGCUUGCUAAGCUGCUUCGAAUGCUAAUGAUGAACUUGAGUUUGUAAAGAUGCAUACAUUAACACGAGCAAAUACAGAUCUUAAUUCUACACCGUCUCACGCUGCCUCGAACCCCGGUUACGAGGCGGACACCCAGUCUACACAUACACG